Messenger RNA from Telopea speciosissima, 2869 nucleotides. RefSeq names its product kinesin-like protein KIN-6. The transcript is spliced from 21 exons. The record is from RefSeq and is a predicted model, not a curated record. Gene Ontology annotation, molecular function: ATP binding; microtubule binding; microtubule motor activity. Bases 154 to 2820 code for a protein of 888 amino acids. NCBI's taxonomy places the organism in Eukaryota, Viridiplantae, Streptophyta, Magnoliopsida, Proteales, Proteaceae. Gene Ontology annotation, biological process: microtubule-based movement. Gene Ontology annotation, cellular component: microtubule; kinesin complex.
AUUUAAACUUCAAUGACGUAGAGUUCCCGCCUUCCCGGCAAAUGUUCACUCUCGGUCUGGACUUUGUAAAGCGGAAGAGGGAAGUUGUGUUCUGUGAAGAGUCGACUACUAUUCACUGGAAGAAGUGAACUCGGAGAUACCAAGUUAGCAACCAUGGAGAAUACGAUUAGGAGUCCAAGCCCUCCCCGGACGUGCAUAACAGUGAGAAGAAACCCUCUGCGCAAAGCGAGGGCGACUCCUUCCACCACCGCCGGUGCCGUCCCACAUUUAUCUUCUUCCGUCCAUAGGAAUCGGAGGGAGAUUGCUCCAUUUCGUCUGCCGGAGAUCCUCGACGACAAUGUCCCUCAAAUCGCUUCCGUGGCAGAAGCAGUGGCACCCCCAAAUCCACUGGAAGAGGAUGACAUCUCCGAGAAUCUUAAAGUCUUUCUGAGGAUUAGGCCUAUCGAAAUCAGCAAGCUGAUCUCGAAGGCUGGCAACAAUGCAAGCAGACACAAGAUCAAAGAAUUAUCGCUAAAAAAGGAAACGGUGGCGAAGAAUGAUAAAUCAAAGACGAAGAAGAAGAAGGAAAUUUGCUUAGUUGUCAAAGAUUCUCGAUCUGUGACGCUUUCACCACCGGCGUCCCUUCAGGAAUCAAAGCGUACCCAGACGGUUGUUUAUGAUGGCUUCAGCUACGUCUUUGCGCCUGGUUCUCUUCAGGAAGAAGUGUAUGGGAAGGUAAUGGAGCCUUUGGUUUCGGAUUUUCUGCGGGGAAAGAGUGGAUUGUUGGCUGCUUUGGGCCCCAGUGGUUCAGGAAAGACGCACACUAUCUUUGGAUGUCCGAGGGAACCUGGCAUCGUGUCUCUUACUCUCAGGAGGCUGUUCGAGAAAAACAGUUCGGAAGAGCUUUCCAGGUCUUACACUAUAUCAGUGUUUGAAAUAUAUUCUGAACGAGGAAAAGGGGAGAAAAUAUUUGAUUUGACUUCCGACAGAGCUGAUUUGUGCUUGCAGCAAUCGGCCAUAAAAGGUCUUCGAGAGAAUAUGGUUUCAGAUGUCAAAGAGGCAGAAUGUCUCAUUGCACGUGCAAUGCUGAAACGUGCUACGGCUAUCACAAAUGCGAAUACCCACUCAAGUCGAUCACAGUGCAUUAUUAAUAUUUAUACCUUUCUUAAGAAGAUCAAUGAUGGAGAAGCUGAGGUUCAGGAAACUGAGGAAAGUAAUGCUGUUUUAACUAUUGUGGAUCUUGCGGGAGCUGAAAGAGAAAGGAAGACAGGAAAUCAGGGGGCAAGAUUGUUGGAAAGCAAUUUCAUCAAUAACACUUCUAUGGUGUUUGGGCUUUGCCUAAGGUCAUUGCUGGAGCACCAAAAAAACCCAAAGAAGCCAUUACAAAAGCACUUCCAAAACUCUGUGUUGACCAGGUAUUUGAGAGAUUAUUUGGAAGGCAAGAGAAGAAUGACUCUGAUUUUGACAGCAAAGCCAGGAGAAGAUGAUUACCUGGAUACAGCCAAUUUGCUCAGACAGGCCUCUCCUUAUAUGAAAAUCAAGUUUAAUGAUGUCGAAGAACUAUCCCAUUUGCUUGGUCAGAAGAGACAUGUUCAGACAUUAUCUAAGAUAGAGCAGCCUAAAAGAAGGAAGUUUGGUGAUCGGGUUGUUUCUGUGAUUAAUGCAGGAGAGGGCGUUGGAGAUGACCUAUCGAUUCUGAAAAAAGAAAUAAUUUUAGGGCAACUCCAAGAACCUGAAGACCUCAAUGUCUCAGUUUCAUCCACGAGACCUCUGAAGAUGGAGUGCAGCGAGUGUAAUUUGCUAAAGGAAGAGUACCGUAUUGAACUUGCCCACAGAGAGAGAAAUGAUCAGAUCAUGCGGAGUUUCUCUAAGGCCCUAUGGGAUGUCUUAAAACAAUAUAAGAAAAAAUUCGAGGCAUCAGAAACUGAGGUCCAUAGUCUGAAAGAAGGUUUACAGAAAGAAAAGUUUCGAAAUUCAGAACUGGAAAAGGAAUUGAAAGAUAUGAAGCCUUGUCAUUCAUGGUGUAGACAAAAUUCAACAGAGGCAUCCACGCUUAAAUUGUGUAUGGAUACGGGCUUUAAUACCACUGGGUGUUUGCAACUGGAGCAACAUGAAUCGAAUAACAUUCAUGAGGUACAUGCAGAAGUUUGUGCUGCAAAGCCAGAGGUUCUAGAAUGCAGCAACACUUCAAAUUUAUGUGAUGUUGUACCUAAGAGCCUGGAAAUGUCCCUUCAGGUACAUGCAGAAGUUUGUGCUCCCAAGCCAGAGGUUCUAGAAUGCAGCAGCACUUCAAAUUUAUGUGAUGUUGUUGUAUCUAAGAGCCUGAAAAUGUCUCUUCAGUUUUCCUUUGAGUACAAAAGUUCUAAUGUGGCUGUUGUCCGGUGUACAAAUCAGGAAAGCCAUAGCACUCCUAAGAAGGAAAAUAAUGGUGAAUAUUCAGAAGAGCAGGAAAACUUAGAAGUCAAGGACAGUUGUUCUGAUGCAGAUAUAACAGGUUUGAGCGAUUCAGGGUCAAUGGUUGGCACCUCUCAGUCUCAGGCCCUGGUUGGAAAUGAUAACUCUACACCAAUGGAGCAGAAAGAAUUGCUUGGUGAAGGGGAAAAGAUUCCAAAGAGUGAAGUGAAACAUUUUCCUAACAGACCUUUGGAUGGGGAGAAACCACGGAGGAGACUGGGGCCUCCACCUUCCUCGUUAUUGAAGGAUGUCAGUAAUUUCGAUUUGCAAGAUGAUGACAAACGAAAGGGAAGCAGAGGUAGAAGGAAAUCUAUGGCAGGGGAAAGAUCACUGACGCAAGGCAGCAUCUCUCUGUUGAAAUUGCUGGGCAACUAUCGCCAUCUUUAGUAACAACUUUUGAAGUGUACAGAAUGGUUUUUUACUUCACACUGCAAAG